AUGUUCAAUUAUAGUUAAUAUGAGGAAGAAAUUAAUCAUCCUCAAUAUCGUACCAGAGUGAGAUAUUAGUAAGUAAUAAUGCUUAUAAAAGGGACAAUGGAAUCUAACGAAAUCUGAAUGGAUAACUUGACGUGACUUGUUUCUUAAUGGCUGUAGAAAUAUAGCGUCUGGUUGCUGAAAACACUGAACUAAAAAUUACUAUAAAGUAGUAGUCUGAUAGUGGGUUAGAUAGAAUAAAUUAUGAGAUGUAAAUAAGAGAUUUAAUGGAAAAGCUACAAUAAUUGCAGCAGUAUAUAAUAUAAUUGAGAAUAGGGACAAUUAUUUAAUAGGUAGUGAUAAUGAGAGGUUGAGAAAACUUAUAAAAGACCUUGAAGUUUCAUUGUAACGAUAUGAAACUUAAUUACGUGACUAUGAUCCAAAUUGGAAAAAAGAAUUAGAAUAAUAGAAAAAACAGCUAGUACAAUUGUAAAAAAAGAUAGGUGAUGAUGAUGUUGGUAAUAGAGAAUAUUAUUAAUAAAAGAUGAUUUAAGGUCUCAAUUAAACAAAUUAAAAAAGAAGUUAGGGGAUUAUGAAAAACAGUUUAAUGGGAAGAGUCCAGAAGAAUUAUAAAGAAUGUUAGAUGACUUAUAAAGAAAGGCUAGAUAAUUUGAUGAUUUAUAAAAUAAAAUUGGAGGUAUGGAUCCUGACACCUUAGCAAAAAAAUUGAAAGAAUUAGAGAAGUUAUAAAAGUCAUUUGGUGGAAGUCCAGAAGAUUUAUUAAAAGUAAAAUACAUACAAAUUAUUUUAGGAGUUAGAAAGAUUAAAAAAAAAGGCUAAAGAAGCAGAUGAUCUUAAAAAAGAAUUAGAUAGAUAAUAAAGAGAGAAUGAUAAAUAGAAAAAUGAUUUAGAUAUUCUUGAUGAUUUAAAAGUAAAAUAAAAUUUUAUUAUUAGAAAAACGCAUAAAAUUUACAAAUGGAAAAUGGAUACUUAAAUUAAUAAUUAAAUGAUUUGAAAAAUAAAUUAAGAGAUGCAGAUCAAUUAAGAAUAGAAAUGGAAUAAUACAAAGAAUUAUUAAAGAAAAAAGAUUAAGAAAUAGCAUAUUUAAAAAAUUAAUUAUAAGAUUCAUAAAGAUAAUUAUAAGAUUCAUAAAGAUAAUUAUAAGAUACUCAAAGGCAAUUAUAAGAUUAAUAAAGAUAAUUGGGAGAUUUGUAAUAUAAAUUUAGAUAAGCAGAAUAAGAUAAAUUAAAAUUAUAAUCAGAGUUAAAUAAUUGUUUAGAUGAAUUAGAUUCAGCAGAUGGAUAAAAAGAAGUAGCAACUUAAUUAAAAGAUGAAAAUGAUAAAUUAAAUCAAGAAGUUGAUUAAUUAAAUGAUGAUAAAAAUAGAUUAUCAAAUGAAAAUGAUGAACUUAGAAAUAGAUUAAAUGAUUUAAUGAGAUAAUUAUAAGAUAAAGAUAAUAAAUUAAAGGAUUUAUAAUAAGAUAUAAAUAAAAAGAAUUCAGAAUUAAAAGAUUUAGGUAAUAAAUUAAAGGAAGCUAAUGAUAAAAUUGAAUGGAUUAAAAAUGAAUAUGGAUUGACAGAUGAUGAUUUAGAUCCAAAAAAAAGAAAACUUAAUGGUAAAAAUAUUAAGGAAAGUAUAUUAUUCUCUAAUAUAUAACCAUCUAAUUUAUUAUUGAAUUUUCUAUUAUAAUCAGCUGAAAUUGAAAGAUUAGGAAUAAUUAUUGAUAAAUAUUAUAGUGAAAAUGAAUCAUUAUAAAAUUAAGUCAAAACUUACAAAUAAAAAAAUGAACAAAUUACUUAAUAAUUGUAACAAUAACUAAUCUCAUUAUCCUAAAUGACUUAAGAUAAUGAGAUUGAGAAAUUAAAAGAAUAUUAUGAAAAUAAAAUAGUAAUGUUAACUAUGGAAUUGAGUAGAUUAAAAAAAUAAUAAACUUAUAGCUCAUAUUAAUCAAUACCUAUUUCUUAUAAAUUAUAGCCUAGACCAAAUAGCUAAAAUAAUGGUGAUGUAUUUGAGACUCCAUAAAUGUAAUCUAAAAGAGAAGAGGAUUUAUUAUGUUUAUUUGUUCUUAUGGGAGCAGAAAUAUAAAAUUUGAGAGAUUAAAAUAGUACAUUACUUUUGCAAUAGAAUGAUAAAGAUGUAAUUAAAGGAUUAUUAACUACAAGUGGAUAUGAAAGUCAAAGAAAAAUCAAAUAACAAACAUAAAUUAAUGAAUAUUAAACCAAUUAUGAGAAUUAUUCAUAAAUGGAUUCAAAUAAAAGAUAAGCCAGAAAUUCAUUUUAAGAUUUAUAGAAUAAUAAUACUUAAAUCAUCACUUCAAGUUAAUAGAGAGUUAAAACCUUAAAUGAUUCAAGAUAGAAUGAUGGUUACAAUUUAGACAGAAUAGUAUCUUAACAAGGUGAUAAUGGUUCAUAAAGAUCUUAUCAAUAUUAAGCUUAAAUUCCCUAUAAAUAUGAUUAAAGCUCAUAAUUAAGUGGUAGUUAAGGUUAUUUAAAAGUUGGUAAAUUUGAAUCAUCUAAGUAUGUUAAUUGA
This is a messenger RNA of Paramecium pentaurelia, 2505 nucleotides long. NCBI's taxonomy places the organism in Eukaryota, Ciliophora, Oligohymenophorea, Peniculida, Parameciidae. The record is from the annotation of a GenBank genome assembly.